AUGUCGCACUUCGCAUCUGUGGUGGAAGGUGGCAGAGCUACAGACCUGGAGACAUCUGCAGUGGAAGGUGGCAGAGCUACAGACCUGGAGACAUCUGCAGUGGAAGGUUGCAGGGCUACAGACCUGGAGACAUCUGCAGUGGAAGGUGGCAGAGCUACAGACCUGGAGACAUCUGCAGUGGAAGGUUGCAGAGCUACAGACCUGGAGACAUCUGCAGUGGAAGGUGGCAGAGCUACAGACCUGGAGACAUCUGCAGUGGAAGGUGGCAGAGCUACAGACCUGGAGACAUCUGCAGUGGAAGGUGGCAGAGCUAGACCUGGAGACAUCUGCAGUGGAAGGUGGCAGAGCUACAGACCUGGAGACAUCUGCAGUGGAAGGUUGCAGAGCUACAGACCUGGAGACAUCUGCAGUGGAAGCCCCACCCCCAAACCCACUCCCAGCCCCACCCCCAAACCCACUCUCAGCCCCACCCCCAAACCCCACUCUCAACCCCACCCCCAAAACCCAAACCCGCUUCCAGCCCCACCCCCAAACCCACUCCCAAAACCCACUCCCAGCCCCACCCCCAAACCCACUCUCAGCCCCACCCUCAAACCCACUCCUAAACCCACUCCAAGCCCCACCCCCACCCCCAAACCCACUCCCAGCCCCACUCUCAGCCCCACCCCCACCCCCAAACCCACUCCUAAACCCACUCCAAGCCCCACCCCCAAACCCACUCCCAAAACCCACUCCCACCCCACCCCCACCCCCAAACCCACUCCCAGCCCCACUCUCAGCCCCACCCCCACCCCCAAACCCACUCCUAAACCCACUCCAAGCCCCACCCCCAAACCCACUCCCAAACCCACUCCCAGCCCCACCCCCAAACCCACUCUCAGCCCCACCCCCAAACCCACACCCAAACCCACUCCCACCCCCAAACCCACUCCCAGCCCCACCCCCAACCCCACACCCAAACCCGCUCCCAAACCCACCUCAAAAUGA
Oncorhynchus kisutch (coho salmon) is the source of this 987-nucleotide messenger RNA. Its product is annotated as extensin-like. Lineage: Eukaryota; Metazoa; Chordata; Actinopteri; Salmoniformes; Salmonidae. The record is from RefSeq and is a predicted model, not a curated record. The coding region runs from base 1 to 987 and encodes 328 amino acids. The transcript is spliced from 3 exons.